AUGCAAGGAGAUGCUUUCCGUCACCUCCGUGAGCUCGUAGAUGCGGCGGAGGACAACGGGAGUCUCCAGUGGUCAUUGAAUGCCGCUGCAGUCCUGAAUGGGUCAACAAAAAGCUUAGCAGAGUUGGGAGACGAGACCUUGCGCCGAAAUCUGGAGGAAAGGCUGAGGCCAAUGGGCCCGGGCAGUUGGGCAGAGGCCUUUGCCUACGAGGCCAGCCGUCAAGAGCCCCUUCAAGAGCUCUACGAGCUCUUGGGUCUUGAUCCCAAGCUACGACACCAUCGCCGGCCUUUGACCGUGGCGGAGAAGGCCCAGGUGGUGCGAUCCCUUGCAGGGGAGCUCCAGAAGCAGCUGGCAGACCAACGGCUCUUCAUCUCCGCGCCGCCCCGGCCUUGGUGCUCGGCCCUGCUGCGAGAGAUGGCCUCAGCGAUCCUGGCCCUUUGCUACGAGAGCUUCCACGGACGAAGGUUUGACGGAUACCCUCCAGUCACUUCAAGGGACCUCCCAAUCCCUCUGCAAACGGAUGUUAAGCUCUCGGCACUUCUCCGCAGCGGGUCAGCGCGUGAAAUCACCGAUCGCCUCAUUUGGUUGAGUUUGAAAGAGCCUGGUUACGGGGACCAAAUCACUUUAACCUUGGCCGUCGUGCUGCCACGUCUAAACGAUAUGCGCCUGCUUGUGUUCAGCAGAGUUCUAUGCAAGAUCUGCAAGGGCGAGGAGAACGCGACGUCCCCCGUGGCCAAAAUCGACUUGUCCUUUGAGGAGCACAGCUCUCUCGCAUGCACUGUCGUAAGAGCUGUCCUCAGGAGUGACUUGAUAAGCCUGCCUUUCGAGCUUGACGAGCAGAUUUAUGAUGUCCGUUGCUCUCCCUUCCUGCCCGAGCCUGAGCGCAACGGGCUCCUGGAACUUAUGGCCGCCACUGCUGCUCCUACGGCAAGGACGCCGUCUCCCAGAGGGUCGCCCAAGGGGUCGCAGCGGCGAGGCUUGGUUCGAAUGCCGGUGGUGGAGGAGAGCCACGACUAUCCGCUGGCCCUGCAGCCUCGAGUGGCCCCUGCCUCGGCCUCUGCAGUUGGACGAGGCGCGCAGCUGCGGGCCCUCCGCCGCCCAGCGGCGCGGAUGCAGGAACCUGUGCCACAAGCAAGGCCAAGACGUCCGAGGAUGAACGACUCCUUUGGCUUCGGCUACGAUCCAUCAGCCCCCAGCGCGGAGAGGCUCGAAAGGAUGGAGAGGUUAGAAAGGUUCGAGAGGCCAGAACGGGAGUACGACGAGCCGGUUCUGCGAAGGGCGUGGAGACCGCCCUCUUUGCCACCAUCGCCACGCCAAGGAAGUGUGCGAGAUGGAAGGGAGCGGCCGUUUCCGCAUGACGCCCAGCUGGGCCCAAGACGAACUUUAGAUCCUGGAGGGCCUGGAGGCCCAGGCGGGUUCGGAGGGUCAGGGUAUGGAGGGCCGGGACUCGGGAUCGGUGCAAGCAUGCCGGCAAUGGGAGCAAAGCAGGGGCUGGGAGGAAUAGCAGCAAUGGGAGGCAUCGGUGGUGGGAUGGGAGGGAUGGGAGGUGCCUAUGGGGGAGGGGACAGCCCAACACUGAAGCGUGCCGCUGCUGUUUUCCAGCGCCUCGCCGAAGCUGCAGAGCAGCAGAACUCCCCACGCCUGCGCGUGCCAAACUGGACGAAAGCAGAAAAGGUCUCAGGGGAUGGAUCCAAGCGGCCAGCGGCUGCUCAGAUGAGGAGGGACUUGGAUGGCGACUCGAGGCAUGAAGAUCCGGCCGAGAGGGUCAGCUCGGAGGAGCCCUCCGCCAGCAGAACAACUGGAGGUCGUCAGAAUUCGAGCUCGAGGGUCAUGGCCAGCAAGACAAAGUUCUCGAUGCCGGACAGUGCAGAGAUUGCGAGAAUGAGGGAUGAGUACCUGCAGAACGCCCCGGUCUAUCCCUGCUUUCCGAAGAGAUUCCAGCCCUUCCGUGUGGAGCUCUACUUCCUCCUGGAAGAGCCGAGUUCCAGUGCAUCCGCCAGAGUCCUGUCCAUCGUGAUCUUUGCAUGCAUAGUCCUUUCCAUCGCCCUCUUCAUGCUGGAGACCAUGCCAGAGCUGCAGGCAGUUCCAGAAGAGUUUUGGGUGGCUUCCGAAUGCUUCUUCACCGUUGUGUUCCUCUUGGAGUAUCUCGCAAGACUUCUCGUGUUUGACGUCACUGGAGUCCCCAUUUUGACGUUCAUACGGACUCCUAUGAACGUCGUCGACGUUGUGGCGGUGCUUCCCUUUUUUGUGAUCGUGGUGCUGCAGUCGGGUCAAGCCAUAGGCUUCAUCCGGGCAGUGAGGCUUGUUCGCCUUUUCCGAAUUUUCAAGCUUGGGCGUUACUCCACCGGCCUGAAGAUGAUGAUGGUCGCUCUAGGCAACAGCGGUCAAGCGCUGAGCGUCUUGGUUUUUUUCCUGGGCAUCGGCUGCGUUCUCUUCUCUAGUGUGGUGUACCACGUGGAGAAGCUCUCCUGUCCAGACCGAGCGCGGUUCAACCAGACAGAGUUGGCGACCUACCUCCAGGAGUGCCACGUGAGGCGGCUGUCGGAGUUGGGCUUAUGCUGCAAUGAGUUUGAUGCUCCGGUGGAUUUUCCGUCCAUCUUGUCCACCUUCUGGUGGUCCAUAGUCACGAUGACGACGGUGGGCUAUGGCGACACGGUCCCCCGGACGAAUGCCGGCAAAGUUGCAGGCGCCUUCACCAUGUGCUCGGGUAUUUUAUUGCUGGCUUUGCCCAUCGCCUUGAUCGGCGCCCGAUUCCAAGAGGCGUACAACAUGGCGGUGUCCUCAAGGGGAAGUCCAUCUCUGCAGGUGCGCCGGAAAGCCAAAGAGCGGGAAGACCCUCCCACGAAGACUAUCAGCACGCGCUUGGAAGCCGCAGAAGCGUCGGGGGUUCCGAUUCCACAGCUAUGGCUUUGCACUCAUCAAGAACAACACCUCUCACAAGUUGAAGACCUACAGCUAUGA
Messenger RNA from Symbiodinium necroappetens, 2961 nucleotides. NCBI's taxonomy places the organism in Eukaryota, Dinophyceae, Suessiales, Symbiodiniaceae. The record is from the annotation of a GenBank genome assembly.